Molecule: messenger RNA, 1954 nt
Organism: Vigna unguiculata (cowpea)
Lineage: Eukaryota; Viridiplantae; Streptophyta; Magnoliopsida; Fabales; Fabaceae
Product: 26S proteasome non-ATPase regulatory subunit 12 homolog A-like
Cellular component (GO): proteasome regulatory particle, lid subcomplex; cytoplasm
Source: RefSeq, a predicted model, not a curated record
GUUGAACUUUAUGUUAGGUUUGUCAGGGCUUUAAUUGAUGUGGCCGUGAUUUUCUUGGUUUGCUUUAAAAUUUGUUGUCGUCUACUUCGUAAUCUAUGUUCUAUAGUGUUUCGUUACCCCGCCAGGUAUUGUGUGUUAACCGUUAUCUAUGGAAAUUUUGUUCCAAAUAUCAACGGGGCAUGUGAGCUAGUAGAAAAAGUUUAAGUAUUGUGAUUUUCGUUGAUUUCAUCAAUUUAGUCUUAAGUAUUGUGAUUAUCAUUUUGACUAGGAAAUAAAAAACGCUAUUUGUAUUUUUGGCAAUAACUAUGCAUGCUAGGACCUUUUACACUUAUUUUAGAAAGUUAGAGUAGACAUUAUGCAGAACAUGCGUCUUUCACCACCUAUGCGUCUCUACGAAGCCCGGGCCCGGACACGGAUAUGAUACCCACAUUGAUACGAAGAUACGACUAAAUGGAAAAAAAACAUAGAAGACCGGACACGGCGUGUAUAUACAUGCUGUAACAGCGAUGGUCCAGCAAGCUAUGCAAUAUAUCGAUGAGACACCAGAUGUUAAAACUUGUAUAAGCCUAAUCGAAACCUUGAACAGUGUAUCUGCAGGAAAGAUAUAUGUUGAGAUUGAGAGAGCUCGAUUGAUCAAGAAACUUGCAAAAAUUAGGGAAGAACAAGGACUUAUUGAUGAAGCUGCUGAUUUGAUGCAAGAAGUUGCGGUAGAAACUUUUGGUGCCAUGGCAAAAACUGAGAAAAUCGCUUUCAUUCUUGAACAAGUUCGUUUGUGUCUAGACCGACAGGAUUAUGUUCGUGCUCAGAUACUCUCAAAAAAGAUUAAUGAAAGAGUAUUUGAUGCUGAUGUUUCAAAGGAAAAGAAAAAGCCUAAAGAAGGUGAUAAUGUUGUUGAAGAAGCUCCUGCAGAUAUACCAUCUCUGCCAGAGUUGAAGCGUAUCUAUUAUGAACUAAUGAUUCGGUACUAUUCCCAUAAAAAUGAUUAUCUUGAAAUUUGCCGAUGCUACAAGGCAAUAUAUGAGAUUCCAUCUGUCAAAGAAAAUCCUGCCGAGUGGAUUCCAGUCCUGAGGAAAAUAUGCUGGUACUUGGUUCUAUCACCACAUGAUCCAAUGCAGUCAAGCCUUCUCAAUUCCACCUUGGAGGAUAGGAAUCUGUCUGAGAUUCCAAACUUUAAGUUACUGUUGAAACAGUUGGUUACCAUGGAGGUUAUCCAGUGGACAACUCUUUGGGAUUCAUACAAUGAUGAGUUUGAGAAUGAGAAUAACCUUGGAAGGAAUUUGGGUGAAGCAGCAAAAGAUCUGAAGGAAAGAGUAAUUGAACAUAAUAUUCUUGUUAUAUCGAAAUACUAUGCAAGGAUUACUUUGAAGAGACUUGCAGAGCUUUUGUGUCUCAGUGUUCAGGAAGCUGAGAACCAUCUUUCAGAUAUGGUUGUGUCCAAGGCAUUGGUGGCAAAAAUUGAUAGACCCAUGGGAAUAGUUUGUUUCCAAAGAGCCAAGGAUAGCAACGAUGUUCUUAACUCAUGGGCAGUAAACUUGGAGAGACUGCUUGAUCUUGUGGAGAAGAGCUGCCACCAAAUACACAAGGAAACCAUGGUGCAUAAGGCUGCCUUGAAGGGUUAAGAAGAUCCAUGCCACUAUUAGAAGUUACUGGAGGACCCCAAUAUUGAUGUUAUUUUGGACUGAAGUUGCUUUGACAGGAUGUUCAUUUGAAUCGUUGCUGAUUAGGAUGGUUAGGUAUUGGGGGAUUAAACGACAAUUCUUUCUUUUACCAUUUUAUUGUCAAUGAUGAAGUUAGGGUAGAGUUCAUACAUGUUUCUUAGUGUUGUAUACUAAUGGUGCAUACCUUACCACCGACUUAUACAUGAUCCUGAACGAUCUUUGUAGGUCAGUGGGAAGAGAAUUAGUGCUGAUAUUCUUUUGUCCGUUCAAUUUUCCUGCAUUCCUUGGGCUCACUA